AUGCAAAUUGAGUAUUAGAGAGAAGAUUUAGAGGAUUCAAUUAGUAAUAGAUAUUUAACUCAAUAUUAGAUUAUAAUAAAUACAAUUUUUAACAAAUACUAGAGAAAGAUCAUAUUUGCGAUGAAUUUUGUCAAGAUUAUAAACAACUUUAACGAUUUUCGGUGAGAUUAUAUAGAAUUCCUUUAGAAAUUGUGACUCUGGAAUUUUAGGAGGCUUGGGACUUUUGUUAGAGUAAAAUCGAAGUUUAUUUCAUGAAAUUCUAAAAAAAAAAUAACAGAGAAAUCAAAAGGCAAAAGAGACAAUAAAAAAUAGUCGUUAAAAAUAUUCCCUUCAAUUUCAAAAUUAAAUCAAUUUUACAUAGAAUACAUGAAAAUCAUAUAUCAUUAGUUUCUUAAUCUGUUAUUUUGGGAUUGUCAAUAGAGAGAUUAAAAUAUUUGCACAAGGAAAUAGAAAUAAAUUAAAAUUUUCAUUAUAUUCAUCCUUUUGAAUUUGUUAAUGAUCACUCAAUAUGGGUUUCUAAAUAUGUCAGAUAAGAAAACAUCUCAAACCUUUUUUCAAUUUAAAAUAUAUAUAAGGAUUUUUUAAUCCAAUUUAAUGUGACCAGAGAAGAGCUAUCAAUUUCGUAAUUUAGAAAAUAUUCCAAAUAAAUUGGAUAUUCUUACAAAAAAACCUCUAAAGUAAGCAUGCAGGCUACAACAUAAAUAAAUAAAGAGUAAAGAGUGCAAUAUGCUUUAUAAUUUUUAUUUUUGAUUUAGAAUAACUUAUACCCAAUUUAUAUUGAUGAAAGUGGGUUUGGGAAUGAUUAUCUGUAAAAGGUAUGGAGCUAAGUUGGAUAAAAACUCCAUUCAAAUUUUAUUACAAUUACCAAAAGGAUAAAUAUAAUAGGUGAUAUUGGACAAGGAUUGUUUCUUUUUCAAUGUAUUAGAACAAAUGUCGACGCUCAUAUUAUGAAAAACUUUCUUGCACGUUUAAUUUAAUUGUGUAAUGAAAAAUUUGGUAGAGGUUUGUAUUUUUUGAUUUUAGAUAAUGCAUCUAUUCAUAAGGAACAAUUUCUAAAAUAGCAUAUAAUCAACAAAAUCAAUCAUCUUUAACUUCCUCCUUAGAACAAUGAUUGCUGUUAAUAAUGA
Molecule: messenger RNA, 1127 nt
Organism: Paramecium pentaurelia
Lineage: Eukaryota; Ciliophora; Oligohymenophorea; Peniculida; Parameciidae
Source: the annotation of a GenBank genome assembly